GGUGAGCGUCGAACGACUGCGGCGGCCGCCCACAAUGCACCGCGCCGGCGGGUAGGCGUGUGGAGGCGGGGCCAGGGCCGGAAGUCGGGCGGCGGCGGCGGCGGCGGGGACUCUGGCAGCUUGGGACGCGGUGCAAGUACCAGGGAUCGCCAUGAUUCUUCAGAGGAUCUUCAGGCUCUCCUCUGUCCUCCGCUCGGCAGUCUCUGUGCAUCUGAGGAGGAACAUUGGGGUUACAGCGGUGGCAUUUAAUAAGGAACUUGAUCCCAUUCAGAAACUCUUCGUGGACAAGAUAAGAGAGUACAAAUCAAAGCGACAGGCAUCUGGAGGACCUGUUGAUACUGGCCCUGAGUAUCAGCAAGAGCUGGACAGAGAGCUUUAUAAGCUUAAACAGAUGUUUGGUAAAGGAGACAUGAAUACGUUCCCUACCUUCAAAUUUGAAGAUCCCACAUUUGAAGUCUUCGAUAAACCCCAGUCCUGAAGGAUAUUAUAAAAUUUGUCUGGUAAUUUGUCAUGAAUUAGUUAUACAACUAAUUUAAAAAAUUCGAAUAAACAUUCAUUUCACUGUUA
Messenger RNA from Mesocricetus auratus (golden hamster), 567 nucleotides. It is a transcript of the gene Atp5pf, whose product is annotated as ATP synthase peripheral stalk subunit F6. The record is from RefSeq and is a predicted model, not a curated record. The transcript has 4 exons. The coding region runs from base 152 to 478 and encodes 108 amino acids. Gene Ontology annotation, biological process: proton motive force-driven ATP synthesis. Lineage: Eukaryota; Metazoa; Chordata; Mammalia; Rodentia; Cricetidae. Gene Ontology annotation, molecular function: proton transmembrane transporter activity.